AUGGGGAGACUAGACAACGUCCAUAGUCCUCAUACGACUCCUCUAGCGAGACCACCUUCGAGAUUGAAUGGAAAAGUUGUGGCUCUGUUUGCCGUCGGAGCUCUGCUAUGGUUCACAGGAAUCAAUAUCUCUCGCUGGGGUUUCAGCAAGACUGGAGACCCAUGGGUAGGCCUAGUGGAGCACUGCAAACACGCCAAGCCAAUAGCGGAGUCCGAGUUCGCUGAACGUCAGCACAAGCUGGCAUAUGCACUCCAUACUUUGAAGGCCUCUGCAUAUGUCGCUGAACCUGGGGCUAGUGCUCAAUAUUUCGGCAAUAUAUCUGGCUCCUCAUGGAGCUUGUCUGAGCGACCUCUCCUGCUUCUGGUUUCUCCGAUUAUUCAGGCUGGCGAGGUAGUACCAAAAGUGAUUGUCCUUACACCUUCCUUUGAGGAGACCCGUGCGAAGCUGUUGACCAUCCCGGGUGCCAACGUCACUUAUGUCUCCUGGCAAGAAGAUGAAGACCCGUAUGCCGUGGGACUGCAUGCGCUGUCUAGCUCGGCUGCGGCCCGAAUCUACGUUGAUGGGAUGGUCAGGCAUUUCAUCGUUGAUGGUUUCCAGAAGGCCGCUCCCGGAGUCAAUGUGACCUCGGCGCCUCCGGAGAUAACAUCGCUGCGAGAACGCAAAUCACGGGCAGAACUCGCCUUGCUCCGGUGCGUUAACGAGGUCACCCUCCUUGCUAUCCGGGCUGUUCAGAAACAGAUGUAUAUUGGAAUCCGCAAGUCGCAGGUGAAGGACUUGAUCGACCAAGCUCUUACAGUCGCUGGCGUCAUGGAUAGAUGGGCGCUCGUCCUUUUUGGAGAGAAUGCUGCCUUGCCCCACGGGUCUGGUACCGAUCGUGUGCUUGGGCAAUCAGAUCUCAUCCUAAUCGAUACCGGGGGAUCACUAUAUGAAUACCAUAGCGAUGUGACUCGGACGUUCGUCCUACCGAACACUCAAGUACCGGACGAGUAUCUUGGCCACUGGUUUGCCGUGCAUGCGGCGCAGACUGCAGCAUUCAACGCUGCUAAGGAGGGUGUCGUCACCUCGAGGGUGGAUGAAGUGGCACGCAAAGUUCUUGUUGAGCACGGUCUAGGCCAGUACUUUACCCACAGACUGGGUCAUGGGAUUGGUCUAGAAGAUCACGAAGCACCUUAUCUUCGAGGGGGCUCAGACGACAUCAUUAAGGCUGGGCAUGCUUUUCUCAAAUGA
This is a messenger RNA of Pisolithus orientalis, 1227 nucleotides long. Its product is annotated as Creatinase/aminopeptidase. The record is from RefSeq and is a predicted model, not a curated record. The coding region runs from base 1 to 1227 and encodes 408 amino acids. NCBI's taxonomy places the organism in Eukaryota, Fungi, Basidiomycota, Agaricomycetes, Boletales, Pisolithaceae. The transcript has 6 exons.